AUUAACGUUACUUGGAAACAUAAUGGCCGCCGGAAUCAUGGUUCCUGAUAAGUAAACAAAACUUUAUUGUGAAUUUGCUAUUCACACAAUGACUUCCAAAGUAUGUGUGUCGGUGUGUUUGGUACUUGGAUGUGUUUUUGCUAUAUACGGUAAAGUUUCUCCCAUAGAUCUAGAUUUAAACUUGGAUGGGAAGGAAUCGAAAGACAUCGGCUUCGAUGGUCUCACCAGUCUGGCUUCAUUUUCAACUGUUUCUGAUCCAAAAUUAGAUGAAAACUCUACAAAUGCUAAAAAUGCUGUGUUGCCUGGUGAUAUCAGAGAAUUUAGCUUGACACAAUGGACGGCCAAACAAGAAAUUCAACCAAAAAACGGAACGAGUUUUACUCGUGUCAAAAGAGCAUCGAAAAAGGGUAAAAAGAAGAGAGGGAAAGGCAGGAAAAGAAAGGGUCGCAAAGGCAUGAAAAAGAAGAAAGGAAAAAAACGAAAGGGCAAGAAAAAAGGCCAGAAGGGAAAGACAAUUAAAAAGGGUAAGAAAAAGGGUAAACGCAAGAAAAAGAAGGGGCGCAAAGGCAAGAAAGGAAAGAAUGUCAAAAAACUAAAGGGCAAGAGAAAGGGCAAAAAGCGAAAUGGCAAGAAAAAAGGCAAAAAGGGAAAUGGCAAGAAAAAAGGCAAAAAGGGAAAUGGCAAGAAAAAAGGCAAAAAGGGAAAUUGCAUGAAAAAUUGCAAAAAGGUAUAUGACAAGAAAAAAGACAAAGGAAAGAAAAUUAUAAAGAGUAAAAAAGAGCCUGAAGGCAAGAAAGAGUCAGAUGAUAAUCUCAAAGAAUUAUUAGAGAAGAUUAAAGAAGAGAAGGAUGAUGCUGUCAAUUCACCUGAACUGAAAAAGAUUUAUCCAGUUAAAGUGAAAAUUGAAACAACAAUGCCAGUAAAUAAAGAGAAGAUGAAGGAAAUAAAGGAAUUGAGCAGUAUCAAAAAGAAAACAGAUAAAACACUGACAAAGAUUGAUCCUUGCGAAUUAAAACCAUGUCGUCAUAAUGGUAUAUGUGAGAAAUUGGGAUCUACUAUCAAAGAUUAUAAGUGUGUUUGUCCAGCAGGGAGAAAAGGGAAGCACUGCGAAUUUAGUGCGGAGAAAAUCAAAUUGAAGUCUGAUCAGGGAAAACCUAAGAAACAUAAGAAACAUAAAGCUAAACAAGAAGAUGACGCCAAUCUGGCGUUGAUCAUAUCACUUUCAACUGUCAUACCUGUUACAGUAGUGAUUGCUCUUAUUCUCACUAUACACUGUGUUCGUGUCAAAAACAAACGGGCGCAACUGUUAGCUAAAUUUAGGAGAGACAAGAGGUUUGGUAAAGUGCCGGAGCCGGUACCCGGUGUGAUGGCUCUCAGUAAUCAAAUGUUUUGUGGUUGCUGUUCCAAACAAAAGAAAAAAGCACCGGCUUAUACCAUUAAGGAUAUAGAAGUCGAGCUUGAGAAACAGGCAACAAUUGAAAAAUUGAAUGAACUCAUCGACAAGGCUUCAGGGACGAAAGCAUCUAAGCUAGGUGGAGGAAAGGCUAAGAAAGGUAUAAAAGGUGGCAAAAGUGAUGCCAGUAUGAUGAGUGAAGGAAGUGAAGGAUCCGAAACCGCUGGUUCUUCUUGGGGUUCUGAUGUUUCGGGAGUUUAUGGUUCUGAAGUUUCAGGAAUUUCUGGUUCUGCAGUUUCAGCAGUUUCGGCAGUUUCAGCAGUUGCUGCUCCUGUGUCUGAGGCAAAAGCAAGUGAUGAACAAAUUGAACAAUUAGCUGAUAAAGUAGCAGAGGCCAAAUUAUCAGUUGAACAAGUGGAUCAGUUGACAGAGUUAGUUCAAAAAGUCUCAAAAGCUAAAAUGGAACAAGAGGCUCAACUGACAGAAUUGGAUCAACAAGUAUCAACAGCUCCAAUGGAAGAGGAGCAGCAUCCACCAGCGCCACCGUCGCCGCCGCCGCUGCCACCACUGCCAUGAAGAAGAAAAGCCACUGUUGAUGCAUAGAUGGUCUUUGGAAAAUUAUCAUUCAAAUAUCAUUCAUGUUUAUGAUACUAUUGUUAUACUCGAAUAAAUUUCAUUUUUUGUAACAGCUGA
Lottia gigantea (owl limpet) is the source of this 2086-nucleotide messenger RNA. RefSeq lists its product as hypothetical. NCBI's taxonomy places the organism in Eukaryota, Metazoa, Mollusca, Gastropoda, Lottiidae. The coding region runs from base 89 to 1969 and encodes 626 amino acids. Gene Ontology annotation, molecular function: calcium ion binding. The transcript is spliced from 12 exons. The record is from RefSeq and is a predicted model, not a curated record.